This is a messenger RNA of Pocillopora damicornis (cauliflower coral), 699 nucleotides long. Its product is annotated as collagen alpha-3(VI) chain-like. The record is from RefSeq and is a predicted model, not a curated record. Lineage: Eukaryota; Metazoa; Cnidaria; Anthozoa; Scleractinia; Pocilloporidae.
AUGGAUCUGGGUUUCUUGUUGGAUGUCAAUUCCAACAACUUCAGGCGUGAUGAAUUUAGUAACGUUUUAAACUCGAUAAAAUCAACAUAUGCGCCGUUUGUUAUUGGUGACGAAAAGACACGGAUCGGUCUUCUGGCGUACGACGAGCACAUUCACACAAUGAUUGCCAUGGGUCAGUAUUCUUCACAACAGUCACUCGACAUUGCGCUGGAUAAGGUAGUAACGUCCACAACAUCAGGAGACAAUCUCCUCGGACGAGGUCUAGCUGCUGUAAAAAGUCAGCUGUUUUAUGGUAAACCUCGUCCGGAAGUUCCCAAAAUACUUGUGGUCAUUUCGGGAGGAAAGUCUAAAGAUGACGUAUUGAGCCCAUCAAAAGAGCUGAAAGGACUUAAUGUAACGAUAUUUUGUAUCGGAGUUGGACAGAAUGUAGACAGAAGCGAACUUGAAGCCAUAGCAACUCUACCAGCAGUGAGUCACGUAGUAAUGGCAACUAUAUCACACCGAGAAACUGCUGGAGGAAAUCUAGCGUCGAGGAUUGAAAAAGCUAUCCAGGUUGAUCUGGGAUUCCUUGUUGAAGGAUCAUCAAAUGUAAUGGAAACUGAAUUCUUUCAAUGCAUGGAAACGGUGAAGUAUAUCUAUAGUGCCUUUCCCGUUUCACAAGAAAAUGUUCAUGUUGGUCUUGGUGUCAUUUCAAAUUAG